AUGUCUACAACAAGGUCUUUAAACUUUGUUACAGGAAAACAGUUAGACAGGUAUCUGAUAGAACAAGGAUAUGCAGCGAAGGAGGAAGAUGCAAAGAAGAGCCAGGCUGAGUGUGAUAUCAAUACCAUUUUGAACACGGCUUUAGAAAACUAUAAAAGCAACGUCCGUGAAAGGAAUGAGAACAACCAAAGUCCGGUUCCUGAGCCAAUUACCCUUUGCAUUGAUGAAACGUUUGUUUCUGUUGUUACACACGUGACUUCGCCGGAUGAUUUCAUCCUUCAGCAGCUACAGAAUGCACGUUUAAUCCAGGAACUGCAGGCAGGCCUAAGAGAACAUUGUCUGCAAACAUCUGCUUCUGUGGAUUUCAGGCCUGCUCGAGGAACCACUUGCUGUUCACAGUUUACAGAGGACAACCAGUGGUACAGGGCCACUGUUUUAAGCUACACCUCGAAGGACAGGGUUUGCGUGGGAUACAUUGAUUUUGGAAAUUGUGAAGAGCUGAGUGUGGAUCGGAUUCGUCCAGUCUCUGAAAAGUUUUUGCAGUUACCUAUGCAGGCAAUCCCUUGUGCGCUGCUGGUAUUGCUGAACUGCUACAUGCAAAAGGAUACGCUUCUGAAGAAACUUGUGAGCAGUAAAUUUCUUCAAGCCAAAGUGGUGGGCCGGAAAGAAAGAAAAGCGCUGGUUGAGCUGUGUGAUGAGCACAGUGAUCCACAAGCUGGUAUUGCUGAACUGCUCAUAGCAACAGGAUACGCUUCUGCUGCCGACGAGGAGGAGGAGGAGAGUAAAAAACACAAAGCUGAUUCAGUUGUGAAAUCUAAAGACCCUGCUUCCACUGUGCCGUUACCAGAGAAACUGGAUUGGACUAGUGCUGGAUUACCUGAUAACCAAGCUGUGGAUGUGGCAGUCAGUGUAUUGCACAGCCCAGGGGAGUUCUACUGCCAGCGCUGCAUUGCUAGAGAUCUGCAGGCGCUGAAUGAGUUGACUGUGGAGUUAUCACGGUACUGCCGUGCAGAGAGCAAGCUAUUCACACCUGCUGUCGGAGAACCUUGCUGUGCCGUUUUCCCAGGUGAUGGUAACUGGUACCGUGCAAUGGUAAAGGAAGUUGCCUCUAAUGGGAAGGCAAAGGUUUACUUUGUGGAUUAUGGAAACAUAUGUGAGUUAGCAGCUGACCAGCUUCGUCCCAUUGUUGCGAAAUAUUUGAAGCAUCCGUUUCAAGCAGUCAAGUGCUGGCUAGCAGGUAUUAAACCUGUACAAAAAGACUGGACCAAGGAUGCGAUUGCGAGGUUCCAAGCCCUCACAAGGGGGACUCAGCCUAAAGUUCAAGUGGUGUCCAAGAACAAUAGCGGAUUUGGCAUUGAGAUGAGGUGGAAGGAGCAGAGCAUUGCCAGCAUACUGGUCUCUGAAAAGCUGGCUGUUGCAGAGAAUGCCAACAUUGCUGUAACACCAGUGGCUGCACCACCAGCUACUCCUCACACAGGCGGUUCGUUUCCUCAUCGGUGGAAGACGGCUGAACUACCUCGUAACGAAACUUUUCAACUGCACAUUGCAGAAGUGAUGAACCCCAGCUUGUUCUUCGCAAUGAACAUUGACAGUCAAGUGGAUAUGCAGAAGUUACAACCCCUUAUGGUCGAACUGGCUGAAUACUGCAGCAGCCAGAGCCAACAUGCAGAACUGAAACCAAAGGCAGGAGUGGCCUGCUGUGCCAGGUUUUCAG
Polyodon spathula (Mississippi paddlefish) is the source of this 1714-nucleotide messenger RNA. RefSeq names its product tudor domain-containing protein 1-like. The record is from RefSeq and is a predicted model, not a curated record. Lineage: Eukaryota; Metazoa; Chordata; Actinopteri; Acipenseriformes; Polyodontidae. The transcript is spliced from 11 exons. The annotation marks the transcript as partial. Gene Ontology annotation, biological process: spermatogenesis.